UUCCAUUCAGUAUGUUGUCUUUUCAUUUUGUUGAUGGUGGUGCUAGAAGUAAACAGUGAAUUCAUUGUUUAGGUGAAAGAAGUAGACAUGGAAAAUGGCACCGCAAAAUGGCAAACGGUCAGAAGACAAAAGCAGGAGUGGAUUGCUGCAGCCUGUCGAGAAGGAGAAGAUAACUCCAAGAGGAAUCCGAUUGCCAGAAUUCGAUAAGACUGUGAAGUGAAUCAGAAGAUUACAUACCGCAUCUCUGGGGCAGGAAUUGAUCGACCACCCUAUGGAGUAUUCACCAUUAACCCUCGGACUGGGGAAAUUAACAUCACCUCAGUGGUGGACAGAGAGAUAACACCACUUUUCUUGAUCUAUUGCCAGGCUCUGAAUUCAUGGGGUGAAGAUUUAGAAAGCCCUCUUGAGCUUAGAGUCAAAGUUAUGGACAUAAAUGAUAACCCCCCAGUCUUUACACAAAAUGUGUACACAGCCAGCAUCGAAGAAAACAGCGAUGCAAACACUCUGGUAGUAAAGUUAAGCGCCACAGAUGCAGACGAAGGCAAUCAUCUGAAUUCUAAAAUUGCCUAUAAGAUCCUCUCUCAGGAGCCGGCAGGUGCCCCGAUGUUCAUCCUGAACAGGUACACUGGAGAAGUCCGUACGAUGUCCAAUUUCCUCGACAGAGAGCAACACAGUAUGUAUAGCCUCCUUGUGAGGGGCUCAGAUCGUGACGGAGCUACCGAUGGAUUCUCUUCAGAGUAUGACUGUAGAAUCAAGAUUUUAGACGUCAAUGAUAAUUUCCCCACUUUGGAGAAAACUUCUGUAAGUUGUUACUCUUAUAAUCCUUUUUCCAUAAGUAUCACUAAUAGAUUUACUUUCCCACUAUCCCAAAUUCUCUCUGGAAAUGAUGGGAAUUGGUUUGAUAUUCAAACAGACCCACAAACCAAUGAAGGCAUUUUGAAGGUCGUCAAGAUGCUGGAUUAUGAACAAGUGCCUAAUAUUCAUCUUAGUAUCAGAGUUAAAAACCAAGCUGAGUUUCACCACUCAGUUGCCUCUCAAUUCCGAAUGCACUCAACCCCUGUGAGAAUUCAGGUUGUUAAUGUGAGAGAAGGACCUGCAUUUCAUCCAAAUUCUUCUAUGACUUUCAGGGUGCGCGAAGGAAUAAAAGGAAAUUCCUUACUGAAUUAUGUGCUUGGCACAUAUACAGCUAUAGAUUUGGAUACAGGAAAUCCUGCAAAAAAUGUCAGGUGUAUCAUGGGACAUGAUGCAGGCAACUGGUUAAAAGUAGAUUCAAGGACUGGUGAGAUACAAUUUUCUAGGGAAUUUGGUAAGAAGUAAAAACAUAUUACCAAUGGGAUAUACACAGCAGAGAUCCUGGCUAUAGAUGAUGGCUCUGGGAAAACAGCCACGGGAACCAUAUGUAUCGAAGUUCCUGAUAUCAAUGAUUACUGCCCAGUCAUUGUUGCUGAGACGGAAACCAUCUGCCUUGCCUCUCCCUCCAUCCUUAUCUCUGCAACAGACAUUAACGAUCACUCUUAUGGGUCUCCCUUUACCUUCUGUGUUGUUGAUGAACCCCCAGGGACAGCGGACAGUUGGGAUAUCAGAUCAAUAAGUGCUACCUCUGCAAUCCUGACAGCUGAGCAGCCUUUAUAUCCCUUAUAUUACGAGAUCCCAAUCCUACUAUAGGACAGUUUUAACAGAGCAUGCAAAUUGCCGCAGAUCGUGGAGUUAAAGGCUUGCGACUGUGACACCGACCACAUGUGCUUGUACCCGGGUACCACGGGCAUCAGCACUGGGGACGGCAGCUCCGUUACCAGUGUGUCUGUCACUGAUGACCAAACUGGGGGUUCAAAUGUUGGUCUCGGACCAACAGGGAUUGGCAUGAUUGCACUGGGCCUCUUACUACUGCUUCUGCCUUGCUCUGUGCAGUUCUGGAGAGGAGAGGGCCCCACACCAUGCAGGGCUGCACAGGGAAACGGUGAGGGUGGUCUCCGGGCACAGAGAAAGAGGCAACUUACGGCUGAAGCCUUUACCGUGCUUUCUUUGGAAAGAAACAGCCGUGCCAGCCGCCGAGCCUCGGUUGAGCCCUUGUCUUUGCCUAGGGCCGUGGGCUCGGCGGUCGGGACCCGGAGGCCGCCUGUGGAGCUGGGAGCUACCUAG
Eubalaena glacialis (North Atlantic right whale) is the source of this 2139-nucleotide messenger RNA. It is a transcript of the gene DSG4, whose product is annotated as desmoglein 4. NCBI's taxonomy places the organism in Eukaryota, Metazoa, Chordata, Mammalia, Artiodactyla, Balaenidae. The record is from RefSeq and is a predicted model, not a curated record. Gene Ontology annotation, cellular component: plasma membrane; desmosome. Gene Ontology annotation, molecular function: calcium ion binding. Gene Ontology annotation, biological process: homophilic cell-cell adhesion.